CCCGCUUCAUGCAACUUGACUGCGGCAACUGAAACUAGCCCCAAGCCCUGAGUUGGGUGUCCCCAACACAUCCCAGUAGCCGACUUGAACUAAUUACCAGCUCCAUAGACCAUAGCAGGGAGUUGGUAUUGUGCUCGACAAUCUUUCUGGGCUGCGUGAUAAUCAACGCUGGUGACCUGGAGGGAGGCUCUCUCCUUGGUCCAACUCUGCUUACUGUUGGGGUCACAAUGUGCGACAACUCGCGGACUACAGAGCUAGGUUGCGAUGCUGGCCCAUGAUACCCGCUAGGAUGGGUUUCCGUGAGCUGUUUACGGACCGUUUAGUUCUCUAAGGAGUAAGCAAUGCGCUAGUCCUUCUAAUUAUGUCUCGGCGUGAAGCCGCAGCUCAUGGUGGCCGCAAUGGCCAACAAAGACGACCCCUCCCUCUCCUCUUACAGGAAGUCGGCGCUUAAAUAAAUGGUGAACACAGCCGAUACUGUGUUAGUGUCAAAGUCAGCCUGAGGCUCCCUGCUUGAACUUCUUAUUAUGAAUUCCCUGGCACAUCCGUCUUACCCGGCUAUGUUAAUAUUCACACUCCCUUCACUAAAACAUAGCACCCCGAGGAGCUCCCCUGCUUUUCCCUUAGAAUGUGGAGGGCCUUGAUUUGGUUGGGCAUUGCCUAUGAGGCUUUGGGUGAUUGCGUUGGAUCCGGGGUGGUAACGCUACCCUACCAAAAUGUCACUGUCCUCGAUGCCAGCGUCAGAAGGGGCAUCCCCAUAGAGCUAGGCACACCUCCGCAACCUGUCGCCAUGGUAGCAGCCGGGUACGCAAACAACACAUUCCUUUGGGACGACACCCACGGCUGCGAUGUCCGCGUAGAGUACGACCCUUCAUGCAUAGUUGGCCGCGGAGGAAUCUUCUGGCUUAAUAAAUCGUCAACAUGGUCCGACAUUGCCCAGCCCAAUAUCACUGCCCAGGAUAGGACAAUGCAGGGCUUUGACUUCACGGGGACACCCCCAAGGGGCGCAGACAUCCUACACCUCAAUGAAUCUUAUUCUCUGUACAACUUUCCCAUCGCAACGACCAAGGGUGGUAUUACCAUGAAUUCUCUUGGCCUAGGCCAAGAGUCAACGUUUCUUCAAACCUUAGUAAAGAAGGGCGCCAUCCUAUCAAAAACAUGGUCUCUCUUCUAUGGUCUUACGGGGGAAGGUGCAGACACGCAAAUGGAUGGAAUAGCUGUGUUCGGAGGGUAUGACAAAGCAAAAACCCAGGGGGGAAACCAAACCUUUCGGCUCAACUACGACGUGAACUGCCGAACCGGGAUGGUUGCUACGGUCACAAGUAUUGAUGUGGGUUUUGAAAAUGGUACUGAGCAGAAUGCCUUUGCUUCUCCGAUUGACAUGUGCCUCGACCCUUCCUUUGAGAUCAUGUCUUUCACACCUUCAAUCGUCGAUACUCUCAAGUCUAAAUUCGGGGCCAAGUCCUUCGGCACCUCAGGAGGCACUGCACACAACGGACUACUAUACAAUGUUGAGGAUGCUUUCACUGGAAACAUCAGCAUAACAUUAAAUCGCAAGCUCAAGAUAACGGUGACCAACAACCAACUAGUCGUGCCAGACUAUGUCCCACUUGGGAACGAGACCGUUUUCUCUGAUACCUCUCGUGAGGUCCUUGUUGGAGUCCCUACCGGCGGUGAUCAGCCACAGUGGAUGACAUAUCUUGGGCAGCCGUUUUUCACAGCGGCGUACCUCAUGGUCAAUCAAGAUUUGGGAACCUUUACCGUUUGGCAGAACAACAUAACCGAGGACGAGGACUAUCAUGCUAUAGACCCGAGCGGAACUAUAUGUAAAGAAGAGGCAACCGCCCCCACGACUUCAGUCGGUACAUCUGUACCGCCUACGACAACGGACUCCCCAAAGCAAGGCCAAGCCCUGUCUACAGGUGCGAUUGUCGGUAUUGUGGUAGGUGCUGUAGCUGGUAUUGCCCUCAUGGCUGCAUUCCUAGCUUUGUAUUUGUAUCGCAGGAAAGUGCGAAGACUGAAAGGCCAACUGUCGCCGGAUCAAGUCAUUCCCGUGGUUCCCAAAGGUGAAUAUCGCAACCGAUUUCCGGUCGAAGCACCGACAACAGACCGUGGCGCAGCCGAAGCACCUACAAUGGAUCGGGGUGCAGCCGAAGUGCCAGGUGAUGUUGGUCAACCUUCGAUGAUCUUUGAGCUUCCCAGUCAUCCCCUAUCUCGGCGGACAUCCUCAUAAUGUACGCCAGUCG
This is a messenger RNA of Aspergillus pseudonomiae, 2243 nucleotides long. Its product is annotated as aspartic peptidase domain-containing protein. The record is from RefSeq and is a predicted model, not a curated record. The coding region runs from base 626 to 2230 and encodes 534 amino acids. The transcript is spliced from 3 exons. Lineage: Eukaryota; Fungi; Ascomycota; Eurotiomycetes; Eurotiales; Aspergillaceae.